Pelagomonas calceolata is the source of this 2190-nucleotide messenger RNA. Lineage: Eukaryota; Pelagophyceae; Pelagomonadales; Pelagomonadaceae. The record is from the annotation of a GenBank genome assembly.
GGUUGUUUGCCGCGUGCGCUGCGCUGCGCGCGCCGGUUUUUACUGCUGCGGGCCCACUCGUCUGUUAAAACAGUUUCACUGCCUCACCGCCCGUGCGGGACGAGCAGCAAGCCGCGACCGGUAUCGCAGCCGAUAUGAGACGACCGCCGGCCUGCCGGCUGUCCGAGGUGGCCCAGUCUAGCUCAAAACAGACAAUCGUUUUGUCCAGGACAAACUAGCUUAGACAUACUAGCGCGACAUGCGUCAGUGGCAGCUCUGAAAGCGCUCAACGGCACGAAAACGGAGUGCUCGCGCGAGCUGAUUCAAACCCGCAACCUAAAACUUUUUUGCAUGCAGCUGUGCUUGGCAAAAGGCAGCCCCAAGCACGGACCACGCUGCCGCAGCGAUGGACACCGCACUCGUAGCGAUGCGCCCCAAGCCCUGAGCAGCCAUGCGGUUCGCACUCGUGCUGCUGGCCGCGGCAGCCACCGCCUCAGACGACAAAACUCAUGUGGUGGUGGCCGGCAGCGGCUCCCACGCGCUAGGGGUUGUGGCCUGCGUCCGAUCGGUGUUCGAAGGCGCUCUUAAUCAAGUCCAGGUCCACGUUAUCGUCCAACAAAAGGACGUCCAUGAUUUCCAGGCGGCCCUACGAUGCGCGCUGCCACAAGAAGACUGGCGCGUCGUGCCCUGGGAGGAUCGCAGGGUCGCCCGGCUCGUAUCGGUGCGGCACGGCAAGAAGGGCUAUCUCGCGCACGCGUUGAACUACGCGCGCUUCUACCUCCGAGAGAUACUACCCGAUAAUGUGGACAAGGCUCUGUGGCUCGACAGCGACACCGUCGUCAUUGGAGACAUCACGAGCAUGGUCCGCAACGCACUUACCAGAGGUAGGAACGCCGUGGCCGCCGUCGCGCGCGAGAAGAAGGCGUGCGGCACUCACUUCUUAAAUUGUAGCAAUCCCGACGCGCUCGAGCUGCUCUGGGAGACGCGCGUCGACGUCGACGCGCUGGACGCGUUUAACGCCGGGGUUGUGGUUUAUGACUUACGACGGUGGGCGGAGCAGAAGCUGACGGAGCGCGUGGAGCGGUGGCUUGAACUCAAUCUGAAAACUGAAGCGUUUACGCUCGGGACGAACCCGCCGCUCGUACUAGCUACGGGCGGUAAAUUCGAGCGCCUAUCAAUAGCAUGGAACUGCCAGGUCGGCGGCGGCCACGGCUGCGCGCGCGGAUUGGCGAACGGAACUGUUGGAAACGGCGUGCUCCACUGGUCCGGCGAGCGCAAGCCGUGGUGGGCCGCGGGGCUGUCCUCGGCGGCCGGCGUGCGCGGCGCCUGGAGCCGCGCCCUCGGACUAUCAGGCGCACGAUGCGCUCUCAGGGCCCUGCCGCCUGAUUCCGCGCCGAACGCGACGGUGGUCCUGCCCGCCAACGCCCGGGUGCCGGACUUCUUCGCGUUUCGAAGGGGCGGGCCCGUGUUUGAUGGGGCCAACGUGUCGUCGCUCAUGCGGGAGCACGCUUCCGCGUUUCCGACGAGUAUAAGUGGGUCGCGGGCCGCUUCGUCAGCGUUGCGCCACCGCUUGCAGGGGCGGGACCCCUGCGGCGUGCUCGUCGUUAUACUAAGGGGGCGGCUCUACGUGUCGCUGCCGACAUGUGAACGGCAACUUACAAGUAUGGAGACCGGCGCUCUCCAAACUUUACAUCGGGCCGUCGCGGGCUUCGACACCAUCCCGCCGCCGCUGGUCGUCCAGUUCGCCGCACCCGAUUCCAAGCCUUUGGCCAUCGAAGCCAUCGACCGAUUCGCGUACCACGCGGCGCCCGCCGUGGCCUGCGACGCGUUCGCAUGUGCCGCUCGACUCGCGCGGAACGCCCUGGACGCCCUCGCGGCGGCGGCCGGACCCUUGCAGGAGCGUGACGUCCUGACGGCGUGCGCCGACUGCGCGCUGCGCCCCGUGCGGUUUGAUGAUGCCCUACGACGGGUCGCGCAGCGGGCGCCGAACCAACAACGGAAAGGCCUCAAGGGCUACUUCGCGGCGCGCGCGCCCGUGCAGAUCUCGCACCGCGAGGAGAACGUGUUGGACUUGAGAACGCCGGAGCCGCGCGCGCGGCGGCGGAAGCGGCGGCGGCCAAUGCUGCCGCCGCCGGUCGGGUAAGUGUGUUUUUACGCGGCCCCCGGGGAUGCUUCGACACGCCGUGCCAGAUCACGGUGGCAGUGGAGUAA